Molecule: messenger RNA, 1752 nt
Organism: Mesocestoides corti
Lineage: Eukaryota; Metazoa; Platyhelminthes; Cestoda; Cyclophyllidea; Mesocestoididae
Source: the annotation of a GenBank genome assembly
GUUAACGGAACAAACGCCAAAUACCUGGGAAUUGAUCUCCUUGUGUCAGAGUUCCGUCGAGCGAAUAACUGUAUAGUAUGUUCACUGAGCAAACCCGUGCUAGGUGUCAAACCACCUCCUCACAUAACCGUCUAUGGCUCCACUAAUGAACUACACCAUGCCGUGCGAAAGGGGAAUCUCAAGGGUGUUCGUGACCUCCUUAACCGCGUGGCCUCAACAAAUGUGAGUCUCAGUGAAUAUGUCAACGAAAAGUCGGCAGACAGUGGAGCCACGCCGCUCAUCGAAGCCGCUAAAACGGGCUCAAAUGACAUUGUUCGGCUGCUGCUUGACCAGGGUGCGCAAGUGAACCUCCGUGAUUGUGGUGGCUUCACGGCCCUCCACCGAGCCUGCCAAAAGUCCUUCGCCCACGUGGCCGAGACCCUGCUGCGGUUGGGCCGGGCCAAUCCCCAAAUCAAGUGUCCGUUCUCCGGCAACACGGCUCUUCACGAGGCCGCGAUGCUGGGCCACGCGGACUGCGUCAACUGCCUCCUCGAGUUCCACGCGGCGCCGUGGGCACGUAACGCGGAGCUGGAGAUGCCCUUCGAACUAGCCCUCCGCUACGGCUUCGCUGAGCUGGCCAAUGCCCUCGCAGGCUACCAACCUGCUGCCCCAUUGACCUCUCAACCCGACUGGUUCCACCCCUCCCUCUCGAAAGGCGAGACGGAGCGUGUUUUUGCCUCGAGUUCGGCGAUGCAGGAUGGCGCCUUUUUGGUUCGACGGUCCUCCCAGUCGGAGCGAAAGUUUGUCCUCGUUCUCUACUACCAGCGACAGAGCCUCAAGUACCAAAUCGAGGUGGUUGACUUCUCCUUCCACGUGGACACCAAGGAGGCCUACUUCAUCGAUAAGGGUCCAUUCCAUCUGUCCUUGGAGCACUUUAUUGAGCACUACAGUCGCUUCGCUGACGGCAUACCAACCCGACUGCGCUACGCCGUCUCGCCCUCCGGUCGAGUGCUCAACAUGGAACGCCUUCUUUCCUCGUCCUCUUCUGCAGUCACUGGUCGGGAACUCGUCAAGGUCGUUUCCGGAGGCGACCGAAAUUCCAGUGGCGAGGCAUGGGCCCUCGGUCCCUCUCCUGCCGGAAUAGUGGGUCGCCGUGGGGCACCCCUGGUUAUGCAGGGUCACGCUUUCGUUAGCGGGCGUCCCAAAUCUCAGUCUGCGAGCAAACGGAACAGCAGUUCGAGUUCGGGUAUGUCGAGUAGCGGCGCGGCCGUUGCACCAGCCGCCUCGGCUGGUCUCAGCGCCUCGUCAAACUCCGCAGCAGCGACAGCAGCAGCAGCAGCCUCUGGCACCGAGCUCCGCCUGAUCCCCAGCGACGCGGUGAUUCUCCUCUACCGCCUCGGGGAGGGGGAGUUCGGUGAGGUGUACUGCGGCAAGUUGCACCUCGACAACGGCUCCUCAGAAGAUGUGGCAGUUAAGGUUCUGGUGCAGCCGUGUCAGCGACUGGACUUCCUGAAGGAGGCGAGCAUCAUGAUGCGGCUCUCGCACGAAAACAUCAUCACCAUCUACGGGGUGUGCGAAAACAAGCGGCUGAUGAUGAUCCUCGAACUCGCCGAGCUUGGCAGCCUCCUUGACUUCAUGCUUGACUACCCAGAACGCUGCCAACUGCCUGAGCUCUACAACUGGGCCAUGCAGGUACGUGACCGAAUGCCAGGUAAACACUCGGGCACCGGCUUGUCGUGUUUUCGCUCGUACCGCAAUAACAACUCGGUGUGA